AUGGUUGAGUCUUCAUUGACCAUUGUAUCGAUACCACGGGGCACGGACCAAGAUAAAUAUAUUAUAUCGAAAAGUAUCGAUCGGGUCAAUAUUUUGGCCUUUCGAGAAGUUACAUCUGACAUAAGUUACCGACCGGCGACCAUAGAAUAUAUUAAACAUUCUUUAAUCAAGGUUUUCAUGAAGACUGGACUGCAUCGAUACGAGUUGUUACAACACGGUGAACAAAUACAAUGGAUACAUGAAAUAGCAUCAAACCGAUAG
Molecule: messenger RNA, 261 nt
Organism: Macrosiphum euphorbiae (potato aphid)
Lineage: Eukaryota; Metazoa; Arthropoda; Insecta; Hemiptera; Aphididae
Source: the annotation of a GenBank genome assembly